Molecule: messenger RNA, 9095 nt
Organism: Xyrichtys novacula (pearly razorfish)
Lineage: Eukaryota; Metazoa; Chordata; Actinopteri; Labriformes; Labridae
Source: the annotation of a GenBank genome assembly
AUGUGAUCUAUGACGUCUACCGCGGAAACCACGUGGUACAGCUUUACACGCGCAUGAAGCUGCUGUUAUUGCCACCCCUAAGCUAGUCUGUAGUUUUAACAACAGUACAGGCUUUAAAGUACAAUACCUUUGUUAAAACCAUGUCUGGCAAAUCGGAAUUGAAAAUAAACUCCAAGUUCGCUCAGAAAUAUGAGAAAUACCGACAGAAAGAAGAGCUGCAGAGACGUAAGUUUGUCAUUCCGAGCUAACUGUGCUAACUGUGAUGCUAGCAGUCCAACGUGGGGAAGCACAACCAGCUUUACUUGUUUUCAGUGUGGCAAGUGUGUGUGAUAUUUGUGUGUUUUCUGUUGCUAUGCAGUGAAGGAUCGAUAUGGAGACCGAGAUGAUGAGAGUGACUCUGAAUCUGAGUCCAGCUCUGAUGACAGUGAAGUGGUGAGCACGCCUGCUUAAUCUCUGUCAGCCCUUCAUAUAUUAUAGGAACGAGCUUUUUUAUGUAAUGGAGUUUUGCUUUUAUUUCAACUGUUAGGAGUUGGACCCUGAAAUUGAAAAGGAUUUCUACAGAACAUUAUCUCUUCUGAAGAAGAAAGACCCGAAGAUCUAUCAGACUGAUGCUCAGUUCUACUCAGAAGGUGAUUUUUGUUUGUUUGUGCUCUAAUCAAAUAACAACACAGCUAAACUGUGUCACAUGCCUCCACAGUGUGAUUUACAGCAUUUACACCUUUAGUGUAUUUGAGGGGGACCUAGCAUCCAAUUAGACAUUCCUCUUUCCAAGAGGAAUGUCUAAUUGUUAUUCACCAGACCUACAGCCACCUUAAAUGGGUUCUGGCCCAGAGAGGGUGCCCACUAGAUCAUGUUUAUGUAUGGUUUUCUCUUUGCAUGUUAUAGUUUUAAUUUGAGUUUUUUUGGUUUACUGAACUUAAAGUUUACUGAACUUAAUUCAAUGUCAAAUGUUUCCAUAAGUGAUAUAAAGUCCAUGCAAUGAUUUUCACUACAGAGCUGUGUCUAUAGAGCACUUCACUAAUGGAAUAAAAGGAAAUAAAACAAUGAUAAUAAUGAUAAUAAUAAAAUAUUAUAUAAUAAACUGUUUUAAAAUCAAACAAUAAAAGAAAAUAAACAAAUAGUGUUAAAAUAUACUAAAAGAUAAAAAUAAAAUAUACUAAAAAUGGUCAUUACACAGUGUUUAAUAAAAUAUGGGGUUUCAAUUUUUUUUGCAAACCAUCAAAAUCUAAUUUUGUAAACAUUUUCAUUGUGCCCUAACUUUUGAAAUGUACAGUGCCUUGAAAAAGUAUUCAUACCCCUUGAACUUUUUCACAUUUUGUCACUCUACAACCACAAACUUAAUAGUAUUUCAUUGAGAUUUUUUGUCAUAGACAAACACAAAGUAGCACAUGAUUGUGAAGUGGAACGAAAUAAUACAUGGUUUUAAAAAAUUUAAACAAACAAAAAUCUGAAAAGUGUGGUGUGCAUUUGUAUUUAGCCCCCCUGUGUCAAUACUAUGUAGAGCCACCUUUCGCUGCAAUUACAGCUGCAAGUCUUUUGGGGUAUGUAUCUACAAGCUUUGCACAUCUAGAGACUGAAAUUUUUGCCCAUUCUUCUUCGCAAUAUAGCACAAGCUCAGCCAGAUUGGAUGGAGAGCGUCUGUGAACAGCAAUUUUCUUACCACAGAUGCUCAAUGGGAUUUAGGUCUGGACUUUGACUUGGCAAUUCUAACACAAGAAUAUUCUUUGAUCCAAACCAUUCCAUUGUAGCUCUGGCUGUAUGUUUAGGGUCCUUGUCUUGCUGGAAGGUGAAUCUCUUUCCCAGUCUCAAGUCUUUUACAGCCUCCACCAGGUUUUCUCCCAGGAUUGCCCUGUAUUUAGCUCCAUCCAUCCUUCCAUCAACUCUGACCAGCUUCUCUGUCCCUGCUGAAGAAAAGCAUCCCCACAGCAUGAGGCUGCCACCACCAUGUUUCACAGUGGGGAUGGUGUGUUCAGGGUGAUGUGCAGUGUUUCUUUUCCGCCACACAUAGCGCUUUGCAUUCCGGCCAGAAAAUUCAACUUUGGUCUCAUCUGACCAGAGCACCUUCUUCCACAUGUUUGCUGUGUCCCCUACAUGGCUUGUGGCAAACUGCAAACAGGACUAUUUAUGUCUUUCUGUCAACAAUGGCUUUCUUCUUGCCACUCUUCCAUAAAGGCCAGAUUUGUGGGGUACACAACUUAUAGUUGUCCUGUGGACAGACUCUCCCACCUGAGCUCCUCCAGAGUGACCAUGGGCCUCUUGGCUGCAUCUCUCACCAGUGCUCUCCUUGCUUGUUCUGUCCGUUUAGGUGGACGGACAUGUCUUGGUAGGUUAGCAGUUGUGACAUACUUCUUCCAUUUUUGGAUGAUGGAUUGAAAAGUACUCCUUGAGAUGUUCAAAUCUUUGGAUAUUUUUUAUGACCUAACCCUGCUUUAAACUUCUCCACAACUUUCUCCCUGACCUGUCUGGUGAGUUCUUUGGUCUUCAUGAUGCUCUUUGUUGACUAGUGUUCUAUCACAAAGCCCUGAGGCCUUCACAGAACAGUUGUAUUUAUGCUGAUACUAAAUUACACACAGGUGGAUUCUAUUAACUAAUUAGGGGACUUCUGAAGGCAAUUGAUUGCACUUCAUUUUAUUUAGGGGUAUCAGAGUAUGGGGGUCUGAAUACAAACGCACACCACACUUUUUAGAUUUUUGUUUAAGUUUUUGAAAACCAUGUAUCAUUUUCGUUCCAUUUCACAAUUAUGUGCUACUUUGUGUUGGUCUAUGACAGGCAAGUCCAAACUAUUCCACAAAGGGCCGUGUGGCUGCAGGUUUUUCUUCCAACCAAUCAAGAACAUGCAGUCUGACCAAUCAGCUGUCUGCAGACUGAGAUCAGCUGAUGAAAUGAAUCAAGUCUGGUGUGCUGCUGCUUGGUUAGGAGAAAAAUCUGCAGCCACACUGGCCCUUUGUGGACUAGUUUGGACAUGCCUGGUCUAUGACAAGGAAUCUCAAUAAAAUACUUUUAAGUUUGUGGUUGUAGAGUGACAAAAUAUGAAAAAGUUCAACGGUAUAAAUACUUUUUCAAGGCACUGUAUGUGGAAAGGUAUUCUCAAAGUUAGUAGUAAGGUUUUCAAUCUUGCAUUGUGCAUUAAACCUGUGCCAACCCCUCAACAAAUGUGGCAUCAUAAGGCCUUAAACCAGCUCUGUGUGAUGCAUGUGCAGUCGUAAAGAACUAUCUUCAAUAAAUAUCUUUAUGUUUAAAGUGUCCACAAGUGAGGAGAAGCCUUCAACCUCAAAGAAAGCAGUGAAGCCCAUGUACCUGAAGGAUUAUGAGCGUAAAGUUAUCCUGGAAAGAGAAGGGUAUGAGGGUACUAAUUACGUUAUGACAAUAUGCAGCUUUAGGUAUGGGUCCCAUUCACCCUUAUGUGAUACAUGUUUGUUUUAUUUCUACAGAAAAUUUGAGGAUGAUGAUGACAGUGAUGAUGAGGAGGCUGCUAUGAGAUUUGAGGUAGACUUAAGUACAAAUAUUUUUAUUUCUGUGGCAGUAGUGACAAAUAUGUUAUUUAUUAUGUUUGUUGGUUUACUCCACAGAGAGCCGCCUCCCCAAGCUAUGUUCAGGAGCAGAGGGAGCUGAAGGAAAGGUGAGACUCAAACAGUGUGUAGGUAAGAGGCCAUAAGAUGGAUUUACAUAUCAUUCAUUGACACUUAAAUCUGUCCUCAGCUUCCGCAAGUUCAUCCAGGAAAGUGAUGAGGAUGACGAUGAAGAUGGUAAAGGAGAGAAAGACUCCCAGCUGCUGACCAGGAGGGUAAAAACGCAGGAAGAAAAGGUCAGAGGCGGUUACAGGUUACCUUGAGAUAAAACUGGUUCUAAAAAUAAAAAGCUGGAUGAACUCAUCUGUGUGUGUUUGUAGGAUAAAGAAGAAGCAGACUAUGUGGAGUGGCUGAAGGGUCAGACAGAGCUGGAGGGCCCAGAGGAGGUGAAGGACAUGGUGAGUGAGACCCAUGGUCUUUGCAAAGGAUUGGGGAACCUUUUUAAGGUGCUUUUGUGGCCCAAAGUACGAAGGGUUAUACUCCACUGACACGAUUUCUUCAAUUACAGACCAUAAUUUAUUCCAUGAAUACUCAUAUUACUACAUUAUUGUCUGUCUAUAAGUUAAGUGCCAAGAGCCACAGGUACUUUGGUAAGGCUUAUUUUCAAUCAAUCAAUUAAUCAAUCAAUCAAUCACUUUAUUAAUGAAGCACUUUCCAUACAUGGCUUGUAUCACAAAGUGCUGUACACAGGGGAUACAAAAUAAAGAAAAUAAAUAAAAACCCCACCCUCCAAGCCCAAAUUUAAUAGACGUAAAAAGACGUAAGACGUAAAAGCAAAUCAGAUAAAUAAGGAGGACCAAGAACAUUAAGACACUUAUAAACUAAUAAAAGAACCUUAAAAUCUAUUCUCAAAGAUACAGGAAGCCAAUGCAGAGACUUUAAAAUUGAUGUAAUGUGGGCUCUCCUCCUGGUCUUCGUCAGCAUGCAUGCAGCCGAAUUUUGCAGCAGCUGAAGCUGUGAAAUGUUCUUUUUAGGAAGACCAGAGAGGAGAGCAUUACAAUAAUCAACUCUGCAGGUAAUAAAAGCAUGGAUAAGAGUCUCCGCAUUUGGCUUGAGAGAGAAACUGGCGGACUAGGGAGAUGUUCUUAAGGUGAUAAAAAGCCUUAUUAUUAGUUCACAGAACUGAACAUUCUCCGUAACAUUGGAUUCAUUUUUUGUAAAAAUUUUUGCCAUGUGUAUUGCUAGCUACCAAAACUGUUGAAAGUGAUACAAAACAGUUUUUAGAAAUAGAAAUAGAAAGCAUGUUGGGACAUGUGCGAAGGAACCCUUGCUUAAAUCGCUCAUGAGAUGUCUUUGUGUGUGUUGGUCUAGAAAUACUUGAGGGACUACUGGAACGAUCCUGAACUGGAUGAGAAAGAGCGUUUCCUGCGAGAUUAUGUCUUAAACAAGGGCUACCUGGAUGAGGAGGGCGAGGAUGAACGGUAUGUUGCUGCCUGUUUGAUUUGUUUUAGGACUGCAGGAUAUUGUAAAGAUAGGCAGUGCCAUUCAUAUAGAUCUAAACCUGCCAUGCUGAUACUCUUUUUGCUGAUUGUGCAGAAAAAAAAUGUACAACUUGAUGAUUUUUCCCAAAAGUUGGCACACUGUGUAAAAUGUAGGGAAAAAAUCGUGAUGGGGCGCUGCUGGCCGAGCAGUCUAAGCACAUAAACUAUACUUUAACAUAAAGUAUAUUACAUCUAAAAAGAACAUGAGGUUAGUUUCUUUUGAUGUCUUGGUACCUUGUUAGUUUUCCUAGCAGCAGAAGCAAAGCAGACAUAAAGCUCAAUUUGAAGAUCAACAAAUGUUCCUGGUUCAUGAAGGAUCCCGACCUAUGACGAGGUGGUUCAGGACGACGUGGAGGAUUCUGAAGAGGAAGGUGAGACGUUCCUGGAGCGACAGGCGGAAUUUGAGAGAAACUACAACUUCCGCUUCGAAGAGCCAGAUGCGCAGGAGAUCAAAACGUACCCCCGUAACAUUGCCACAUCUGUGCGCUCCAAAGACGACCGCCGCAAACAGAAAAGAGAGGAAGUGAAAGAAAGAAAGCAAAAGGUACACAAAAUUCAAACUCUCUAAUCUAACUGGGCCUGUGAGCUCUCUUUAUGAAGAUUUGGUCUUUUAAGUACUAAAUCCUUUGUGACCUGAUCUGGGUUUCAGGAGAAAGAGCAGAAGCGGGAGCAGCUGAAGCAGCUGAAGAACCUAAAGAGGAACGAGAUCAUGGAGAAGCUGAACAGACUGAAGGAGCUGACAGGAAACGAGCAACUCGCCUUCAGUGAGGUCGACCUGGAGGGAGAAUUUGAUCCUCAACAGCAUGAUCAGCUCAUGCAGGUGGAUUUUAACUCACACUCCUAUAAAAUGCAAACUCACCCUCACUAGAAUACUCUGAAACAGCUGCUGUAACACUUUGACUUUCUACCUCAUUCUGAUGGAAUCGUUUUCGUUGGAGAAAUAUGUUUGGAUUCAUUGUUUACGUCGGACUGUCUUCUUCAAAAAUGACCGUUUUGAAAAAUCUUUACCAGUGCUCAAAGGAAGCCUGUCAUCCAAUCAGAUCACCUGAACACACCUCACACAGGUGUGCUCUGUUUAGCUGAUGAGAGGACUCCUGACUUAAAACCAGCCACCAUGCCCAAUGGUGUUGCAGAUAAAGCUCACUUGGUUUUUGGUAUUCUUGUUUCACUGUUGUUCAUCUCUCAGUGUUUUUGCCUUUCCCUGUCUGUAGAAGUUCUUUGGAGAUGAAUACUAUGAUGAAGACGAAGGGGAGAAGCCUCAGUUUGAAGAGGAUGAUGAACUUGAGGGUAAGCCUGUUUUUUUUCCCCUCGUGUUCAGCAACAUUUAUACAUAAUUAAAGGUACAAAAAGAGGCAAAAUCACACCAUGUUUUACAAGCUAAUCCCUCAACCACACAUUGAAAGGCACAGAAUAAUAGCGCAGGGUUAGACUAAACUGUGAUUGUAAAUCUGUCAUAAAAAUAUUUUCAAUAGAGCACUGGAACUGGGACACAUGGACAGGAGAGGGUCAGGAGGAAGACGACGAUGGAGAGGAAGACUAUGGUGUCUCUCAGCCACACUGUGACGACGAAAACUUCAUCGUGAGUCGGCUUAUUUCACACACACUGUCGAGUUAUCUUUGAAAAGAGAAAUCCGGUAACCAAACGUGCUCUUGUUGGUGCAGAUGGAUGCAGACUAUGACCCCAGCCUGCAGACGGCCUCCAAGAAGAAGAAGAAAAAGGAGAGGAAGAAGCUGAUGAAGGAGGAUUUGCCUCAAAUGGGGAAAAGGAGAAAAAAGUCUCACUUUGCAGAAGUCAUCACCCAAGAGAAGCCGGUGUUCGACCCCCGUAAGUGUCUGUAAACAGCCUGGAGUUUGAACAGGACUCGCCUCUGUCUUAAACUCUCUGAGCCAAUGAGCAUUCAUUGACCCAACACAACCUGCUCAGUUUAAGACAGCUGCACUUUAUGAAUCAGAGGAGAACCCUGAAAUUUAAAUCUGUCCUGUUAAACUGUGAAAAACGGAUAAUGAUGGGCCUUGUGUUUGGUCUUACGUGAACAAAACGGUUUAUUCUGCGGCAGUAAUUGCUGCAGUCUACUCAGAUUUGGAUUUAGAAAUCCGCUAAUUUGAACAAAAAAACAUGUCUAAUGUCGUUCUUUUUACAAACUCUUAAAGUCGGGUGCAGCACGGUCUCGCAGCUUUCAUCACUGAGAAAAGAAAUGCAGGGCUGGCAAACUGUUUUAAAAAAGGUUACAAUAAAAAAAAAAACCUGAUUGCAUAAAUGCUUUUAGUUAUUGAUUACAGCUGCAGCUUUGAGUAUCUAAAACAAAACGUUUUGGGAUUUAUUUUCUGGGGCUGGGAUUUUAAAGUAAUUCUGAGGUAAUAUGUUAAAAUACACAUCAGGGCUCUGCAGGCUUAAAAAUGAGUCUCUAUUAGUUGGGUUGUCUAAGUUGUGGCUGUGUGUUUUGCAGAGGAGAAAAGCUUCGAGCAGUAUCUAGAUGAGUACUACAAGCUGGACUAUGAGGACAUCAUCGACGACCUCCCGUGCAGAUUUCGUUACAGACAAGUUCUCCCAAAUGACUUUGGCCUCAGCACUGACGAGGUGAGAGCUGAAACGCGUCCACUUCACCCUGAUACUGUUUGCUAAGCCCCUGUUAUCAAUGUAAUUGCUGCCAAGUUAUCAUUUAGCGGCAAACGGUCAACUUUAUGAAGGAUUAAACAACUAAAGAACAAUAAAUAUGCAAACUUGAUAAAUUCUUCAGAGUACUGCUGCAGUGAUGAGUCUGAUAGAGACUGAUCUGGUAUUGAUUUCCCUCCGGGGAAAACUCUGACCAGGGAAUGAUCUCACUUUAAUCUUCUCUCUGAGCAGAACACACACAUGCUAAUUUUAAAUUUGUAACUCUAUAAAGUUCACCUCGUCGUCCCAACACUUCAACUGUGAUUGACUUCUUCCCUCAGAUUUUAAAAGCCAGUGAUCAGGACUUGAACCGAUGGUGCUCUCUGAAAAAAACCUGCAUGUUCAGGUACAGUCCUUACCUCUCAUAUAAAGUCUGUCACCUUUUUUUUUUAGUUUUAUUUUUUUUUUCUUUGAAUCAUGUAACAAUCCUGGACCAUGUCUUUUUUUUUCCAUCUCAGGUCUGACAAGGAGGAAGUGAGUGAUUUGAAGAACUACAAAAUAAAGGCUCAAAAUGAAAAGAAGAAAAAAGAGAUCCUGAGCUCCAUGUACUCUGAGUAAGAGAGAUUUAUCUACUGAAAGCUCUCUUAUGUAAUCCAGUCAGUUGUAAUUAGUCAUAUUUUUAUUUAACAAUUUAUCUCUGAUUUCUUUUCCUCUACAGGGAGGAUAAAGAGGAUGUAGAAGGUAAGACUAAAGCUGGAAAGAAGCGAAGGGAUCGCCUGAAGAACGCUGAGAAGGAAGGCCAAGGUGAAGAAGAUGGUGAUGCUUCAUCUGCUGUAGACCCCACGAGAGAAACUCUAGCUCAGGCCCUCAGACAGGAUGAAGAAGAAGAGGAUGAAGAGAUUAUGACACCUGUGAAAAAGAAAAUGAAAUCAGAAGAAGAGCCUGAGGUGACAGUUCCUGCUGAGGAAGCAGGAGAUAAAGAGGGAGAGGUGGAAAACAGGACUGAGAGGCCAAAAUGGUCCAAGAAGAAGCAGAAGCACUCAGGCCAACGUUUGGGAUCAGGAUCCACCAGGGUGAGAAUAGGAGGCCGGGAGUUCAGCAGGCAGAGACUGAAGGCGUACGGUCUGAACCCCAAGAGACUGUUCUUCAGGCAGCUGGGCAGGCAGAGACGAAAAGCUCAGGAGAAGAAAGAGAAGCAGAAAAAUCAAAAGUCAUAACUGCAGGUUCUUCUCUAGUUGUGUGGUCCAAUGAUCAAAUUGUAAUUAAAUUUCACUUUUACAUUAGAGGUGUUAACCUCUUCAUUUUUAUGUGAAUACUGCCACUUAUAAUUGCUGAACAGAUUUAAACUAAAAUUCACAACUGUAACUUUGCAGUUUAAUUAAGUUGCCUUUCAGAAUAUUGGCAAUUUGUAAUAUCUGAUAAGGUUUGUAAAUAAAGUGCCAAAAACUUACU